GAACGAAGACUGGGAACGGACACGACAACUAAAAAUCUUCUGAAACAUCCGGAAGUCAAAGACAUUGUAACUAAGGCAGUCGCAGGUGUUGAUGGCGAUGCCUAUAUAAUUGGAGAUUCUGAAUGGGCGGACGGCACACAAUCUGAUGUACUAUAUGCUCCCAAGGAUGAAUCACUUGGGCAUGCCCCAAUUAUCGUUGAAGUACAGCAUUCAGUAUUGUACCUUAGCUUAUUAGAGGUUCCAAACAUUACCUGUAUUAGUUGUUUUUUAUAUCAAUGC
This is a messenger RNA of Zychaea mexicana, 279 nucleotides long. RefSeq lists its product as uncharacterized. The transcript is spliced from 2 exons. The annotation marks the transcript as partial. The record is from RefSeq and is a predicted model, not a curated record. Lineage: Eukaryota; Fungi; Mucoromycota; Mucoromycetes; Mucorales; Lichtheimiaceae.